GAGGCGGGGGACCUCGCUCGAAUCCGUGCCAGAGAGAGAGAGAGAGAGAGCGUCGUAGGCCGGGCCAGGCGGCAAACGGAACGGCGGUGGUUCCGUGAUUUCCGUGGCGCCGCCGCGUCGUACGUGGAGACGCCAAACCCAAUCCACCAUCGCCGCCCACGGCUCCCCCGUCCCGUCCCGUCUCCUCCCGAUUCCCUCCUCCUUUAAAGAGGAAGAACCCAGCCGCCGCCACCACUCCCUCCUCCUUCCACCCCCACCUGCUCCGAUCGCCCGCCGCCUCCGUCUCCGCCAAAUUCCAUAUCCUUCAUCGGCUCUCGCUACGGAUAGGGUCCUCAGCCGGCACGCCAGCGGGCAGCAUAUCCAGCCAUACGUGUCGGGAAGCUGGCGCCUGGCGGCAGCCGCCACCUCCCGAGCCUCCGUCCGGCCGGCGGCGGUCUCCGUCGUCGCCGCCGCUCAUAGUCAGCGGCGUCCGUUCCCCUGUUUCGGGCAGGGAUGGAGGCGGCGGCGGCGAGGCAGAGGGCGCGGCCGCGCACGCCGCCGGCAGAGGAGUACGACCCGUGGACGGCCUGGCUCUACAAGCCGCGCACCAUCUCGGUGCUCCUCGUCGGCGCAUGCCUCCUCAUCUGGGCGAGUGGAGCUCUGGAUCCGGAGGGCGCUGCCUCUCACAGCAGCUCCACAUCUAUCAAGAGGGGUGUCUGGGCUAUGAUUGCGGUGUUCCUCGCCUACUGCACACUCCAGGCACCAUCAACGAUACUUAUUCGGCCCCAUCCUGCCUUCUGGCGCCUGGUGCACGGGCUGGCGGUUGUUUACCUUGUUGCUCUCACGUUUCUUCUUUUCCAGAAUCGUGACGAUGCUCGCCGGUUCAUGAAACACCUUUCUCCUGAUCUCGGAGUUGAAUUACCGGAGAGAUCCUAUGGAGCCGAUUGCCGUCUGUAUGUUCCAGAAAACCCUAAUAACAAGUUCAUAAAUAUUUAUGAGACAUUGUUUGAUGAAUUUGUUGUCGCCCAUGUCUUGGGCUGGUGGGGCAAGGCUGUAAUGAUACGAAAUCAAGCUCUCCUUUGGGUCUUGUCGAUUGGCUUCGAGCUAAUGGAGCUUACGUUCCGACAUAUGUUACCAAACUUUAAUGAGUGCUGGUGGGAUAGUAUUAUCUUGGACAUCUUGAUCUGCAAUUGGUUUGGUAUUUGGGCGGGAAUGCACACGGUCCGAUACUUCGAUGGCAAAACAUAUGAAUGGGUUGGACUGAGCCGACAGCCAAGCAUCAUGGGUAAGGUGAAGAGAUCUUUGAGCCAGUUCACUCCUGCACAGUGGGACAAGGAUCAAUGGCAGCCAUUCAUGGGGCCUUUGCGGUUCAUCCAAGUGCUGUUCCUCUGCGUCGUUUUCAUGAUGGUGGAGCUCAACACAUUUUUCCUUAAGUUCUGCCUCUGGAUCCCUCCGAGGAAUCCCUUGGUUGUGUACAGAUUGAUCCUCUGGUGGCUGAUUGCGAUCCCGACCAUCCGCGAGUACAACUCCUACCUGCAAGACAGCAAACCGGUGAAGAAGGUCGGGGCCUUCUGUUGGCUCUCUGUAGCCAUAUGCAUAGUGGAGCUUCUUAUCUGCAUGAAGUUCGGGCAUGGGCUUUUUCAUGAUCCAAUGCCUACAUGGCUGAUAAUCUUUUGGAGGUCGGCGGGGGUAGCGUUCAUGAUCUUCUUGCUCGCGUGGUCGUGGAGGAAUCACCAGAAAUUCCGCAGAAAGAAUCUCUGAUAGCUUGGUGUGAAGAAUGAUUUCUACUGGAAUCAUUUCAAAGUUGUUUUUUUUAUACAUAGGCUGUACAUAUAUGAUGUAACUAAAAAACCUCAGGGGAGCUCCUGACAGUGACACGAACCUGGUCUGUCACAGCAGCCCAUUGUUCACAAGAUUGACAACUCUAGAUCAAUCAAGAAUAAACACAAAAUAUAAUGAGCUAAUAAGUCGAGAUUGUCAGAUUGGUUGA
This is a messenger RNA of Hordeum vulgare subsp. vulgare (domesticated barley), 1969 nucleotides long. RefSeq names its product CDP-diacylglycerol--serine O-phosphatidyltransferase 2. The transcript has 12 exons. Lineage: Eukaryota; Viridiplantae; Streptophyta; Magnoliopsida; Poales; Poaceae. The record is from RefSeq and is a predicted model, not a curated record. Gene Ontology annotation, molecular function: L-serine-phosphatidylethanolamine phosphatidyltransferase activity. Gene Ontology annotation, biological process: phosphatidylserine biosynthetic process. Bases 493 to 1740 code for a protein of 415 amino acids.